Messenger RNA from Solanum dulcamara, 534 nucleotides. RefSeq names its product F-box/kelch-repeat protein At3g23880-like. The transcript has a single exon. The record is from RefSeq and is a predicted model, not a curated record. The coding region runs from base 1 to 534 and encodes 177 amino acids. NCBI's taxonomy places the organism in Eukaryota, Viridiplantae, Streptophyta, Magnoliopsida, Solanales, Solanaceae.
AUGGGUUCGGUUAAUGGAUUGAUUUGUCUUGCUAUUAAGGAUGAUGGCUUAUUUAUAUGGAAUCCAUCAAUUAGAAAGUUCAAGAAUUUGCCUGAUUCUAGACUUAAACUUAAACUAACCGAUGGUUACGAUUGCCCUGCUGGUGCCAAAUACGGUUUUGGAUAUGAUGAGUCCAAUGAUGAUUAUAAGGUUGUAGGUGUACUUUGUAGGGAAAGACGUUACACUUUCCAUCAUCUUGAGGUCAAAAUAUAUAGUCUAAAGAGUGAUUCUUGGAGAAGUAUGAAAUAUAUUCCGGAUGGGGUGCAAUUAAUGAGACAAUGUAUGUUUUUAAACGGGAAGCUUCAUUGCGCUGUAGAGCUUAAUGGUGGUUUUUCUGAGAACAGGAACAUCAUGUCUAUGGAUUUGGCUGAUGAGAAAUGUGGAACAUUGGAGCAGCCCCUCUAUACAGGAGGAAACGUUUUUGUGAAGCUUGACGUGGUGGGAAGUGAUCUUUCUAUAUUUUGUAACUAUAUGAAAAGUCACGUGGAUGUGUAG